Molecule: messenger RNA, 4719 nt
Organism: Sodiomyces alkalinus F11
Lineage: Eukaryota; Fungi; Ascomycota; Sordariomycetes; Glomerellales; Plectosphaerellaceae
Product: glycogen debranching enzyme
Exons: 3
Coding region: 1-4719 (1572 amino acids)
Biological process (GO): glycogen catabolic process; glycogen biosynthetic process
Molecular function (GO): amylo-alpha-1,6-glucosidase activity; 4-alpha-glucanotransferase activity
Source: RefSeq, a predicted model, not a curated record
AUGGUCUCCAACGAGGUCUAUUUACUUCCCCUGAACGACGACGGCUCGCCCCAAGUCCCCGGCGAAUACAUUUACAUCGCAUCCAAUUCUCGCGAGCGUAUAAUCGUCCGCUUCACCAUCGAGGGCACAUCUUCCAUCUGCCGCCAUGGGAGCCUAUGGGUCAAUAUACCGGAGGAGGGCGCUGAGUUUCGUCGGGACAAGUUCAGGGAGUUCAAGCUCAUCCCCGACUUCAACCGUACGCUUGAGAUCUCGAUUCCCAUCUUUCAAGCUGGCGCUUAUUGCUUCUACACCACCUACGCCGAACUCCCCGACCUAGCUAGUGACUUGCGCACCGAUGCGCUGGCCAAAUCGACCUACAAGGAGACUCCACGUUAUUACAUCGAUGUGGCCCCCAGGCUCGUACUCGACGGUCGGCCACUGCCCCUUCCUGCGCUGUCAGUUUUCACGGUCAUUAGCAAGUUCAUGGGCGAAUACCCGAAGGAUUGGGAGCGUCAUCUCGGCGGCAUCAGCGAUCGCGGCUACAACAUGAUUCACUUCACCCCACUGCAAGUCAGGGGUGCUUCCAACUCCCCUUACAGCAUAUACGACCAGCUAAGCUGGGAUCCGGUUUGUUUUCCGCAUGGUGAGAAAGACGUUCAUGAGAUGGUGGACAGCUUGGAGAAGAAUCACUCCCUGUUGAGUCUCACCGACAUCGUCCUCAACCACACCGCCCAUAACAGUGCGUGGUUGGAGGAGCACCCGGACGCCGGCUACAACUUGAUCACGGCUCCCUGGCUCGAGUCGGCAUAUCUCUUGGACACAAAGCUCUUGGAACUCAGCUCCAACCUGCAAUCGCUUGGUCUCCCAACCCAACUCAAAAGCACCGACGACCUCUUGUUGAUCAUGGAUGCCAUCAAGAAACAGGUCAUUGGCAAAAUCCGUCUCUGGGAGUUUUACGCCAUUGAUGUCGACCGAGACGUCGACGCUGGUGUGAAGGCUUGGGUUGCAGGUCGUGUCGAAUUCCCGGAAGACUCUCUGGGUCCCGAUGGUUUUAUCGGCUUGAAGAAUGCCAGCCUCAAGGAACAAGCCGAAUUUAUUAUCAAGUACGGAAUACUGAACCACGAUCGUCUUGGGGAGCGCUACAGGAGGACAGUCCACCCCACUGUGGCCGCAGCCCUCCUGUCUGCCAUCUUCGGCCGCUACGAGGGGGAAGGAGGCCCAACGCCGGACCGAUCAGCGGCCGAAACCAGACUCGCGUCGAUCCUUGACGAGGCCAACUUGCCUUUCUAUAAAGAAUAUGAUGCGGAGAUCAAUGAGAUACUAGAACAGCUUUUCAACCGCAUCAAAUAUUGUCGCCUCGACGACCACGGACCUAAACUGGGUGAGGUCAACGACAAGAAUCCGCUCAUCGAGACCUACUUCACCCGCUUGCCGCAAAACAGUGUCACUUCGAAACACAAGAAGGAGGAACUUGUCCUCGUGAACAACGGAUGGGUCUGGGCGGGUAACGCUAUGAUCGAUAAUGCCGGCCCUCGGUCACGCGCUUAUCUCAGGCGAGAAGUCAUUAUCUGGGGUGACUGCGUCAAACUUCGGUAUGGCGACAGCCCGGCUGACAGCCCAUUUCUCUGGGACUACAUGACGACGUACGCUCGGACGUUGGCCAAAUAUUUCGCAGGCUUGAGGAUCGACAAUGCUCACUCCACCCCUAUCCAUGUCGCCGAGCACAUCCUAGACGAGGCGCGGCGAGUCAGGCCUGAUCUCUAUGUGGUUGCAGAACUUUUCACGGGCUCUGAAGAAAUGGAUUAUGUGUUCGUUAAGAGACUGGGUCUGAGCUCCCUCAUCCGCGAGGCCAUGCAAGCUUGGAGCACCGGCGAGCUAAGCAGGCUUGUGCAUAGGCAUGGCGGAAGGCCCAUUGGGAGUUUUGAGGUCGAUGAACUUCUGAGGGUCGAUUCCAAGACGUCGGUCAGCCCUACCGCUUCUCACGCUUCUUACGCUUCUCAGGGCGAGUCUGAGUUCGAUGACUCGAAGUUCUCGUCACGCGACAUCAUCCGCAGGAUCAAGCCAGUGCCUGUGCACGCCCUCUUUAUGGACUGUACCCACGACAACGAGACGCCGGCGCAGAAGCGGGAUGCUCGGGAUACCCUACCGAACACUGCCUUGGUCGGCAUGUGCGCGAGUGCCACCGGAAGCGUCAUGGGAUACGAUGAGAUCUACCCAAAACUAGUCGAUCUGGUCAACGAGACGCGACUGUACACCUCUGAGUCUUCCGACAAGCCCGUCAGGAUUGGCGGAGGCAAGAAUGGAAUUGGCGGCAUCAAGAAGCUUCUCAAUCAGAUCCACACGCUCAUGGGCAAGGAUGGCUACGACGAAACGCACGUCCACCACGAAGGUCAGUACAUCACGGUCCAUAGGGUACACCCGGAGUCGAGGAAGGGCUACUUCUUGAUCGCCCAUACCGCAUUUCCAGGCUACGGAAAUGGAAAUGGCGCGUUCAACCCGGUUCAUCUCACUGGAACGCGGGCUCGGCAUUUGGGAAGCUGGAUGCUGGAAGUAGAUGCGACCGAGGAGACGAAGAGGAAGGUGCUCGAAGAUAAACGCCAUCUCAGGGGCCUUCCAAGUCGGGUUGUCGACGUACCCGGCGUCCGCAUGGAAACCAAAGGCAAAGACACGAUCAUUGCGGUGCUUGACCAGUUUCCGCCUGGGAGCAUCGCCCUCUUCGAGACUUGGAUUCCCGCCGCCGAACAUUCUACUGGACUCGACAGCUAUGUGACUUCAGGGGCCAAGAAGGCCUUUGCGGGUCUCAGCCUCGUCGAUCUCAAUCUGUUGCUGUACAGAGGGGAAGCCGAAGAAAGGGAUAGUAGCAACGGCAAAGACGGCUGUUAUGAUAUACCCGGCCAUGGCAAGUUGGUGUAUGCUGGCCUCCAAGGCUGGUGGAGUCUACUCAAGGACAUCAUUUCCGAGAACAACCUAGCCCAUCCGCUCUGCCAGCAUUUGCGGGAAGGCCAAUGGGCGUUGGACUAUAUCGUUGGUCGACUCGAGCGGCUCGCCUCUACGCCGGGCCACGAGAGGCUGGGCAAACCGGCUGUGUGGUUCAAGGAGAGGUUUGAUGCGCUUCGGCGCAUUCCGAGCUUUUUGCUGCCCCGGUACUUCGGCCUGGUGGUGAGGACAGCGUACAGGGCCGCAUGGGAGCGCGGAAUCGAACUCAUGAGCGAGAACGUCAGAGACGGCCAGUGGUUCUUGCACAGUCUGGCCAUGGUCGGGGUGCAGCUGACUGGCACGGUCAAGUCUGCUUCUCUGUAUCCGAAGACGAUUGUGCCGUCAAUGUCCGCCGGUCUAGACCAUUUUGCCGUAGAAUGGGCGCGGUGCUGGGGACGUGACAUCUUCAUUUCCCUCCGGGGCAUGUACCUCGGCACGGGACGCUUCGACGAGGCAAGGGAGCACAUACUCGCUUUCGCCAGCGUGUUGAAGCAUGGACAGAUCCCCAACCUUCUGAACAGCGGGACUGCUCCUCGAUACAACUCGCGAGACUCGAUCUGGUUCUUCCUUCAAUGCAUCCAGGAGUGUGUCAAAUUCGCACCGGAGGGCUUUGAUUUGCUCCGGGCAAAAGUGAAGCGGAGGUUCCUCCCUUACGACGAUACUUGGUUCGACAUGGACGAUCCGCGAGCCUACUCUGAGGAAAGCACAAUCGAAGAAAUCAUCCAGGAAGCACUGCAGAGACACGCCGGCGGCAUGUCAUACCGCGAAGCCAACGCUGGCCCGGGACUCGAUUCCCAGAUGACCGACGAGGGCUUCAACAUUGAUAUCAAGGUCGACUGGGACAAUGGCAUCCUUUUUGGUGGCAACCAGCAUAACUGCGGUACCUGGAUGGACAAGAUGGGCGAGAGCACUCGCGCGGGAUCUAAGGGUGUACCUGGGACACCGCGCGAUGGCGCAGCGGUCGAGAUCACGGGCCUCCUCUACAGCACACUUGCCUGGCUGUCCAAGAGUCACGCAGAAGGGAAGUACAAGUAUGACAGCGUUACGCGAACCGACGGUUCGUCCAUCGGCUUCGAUGCCUGGGCCGACCUGAUCAGGGCCAAUUUCGAGCGAUGCUACUUCGUGCCCCUUUCGUCCAAGGAGGAUGCGCAAUACGAUGUGAAUCCGGCCAUCAUCAACCGCCGCGGGAUCUACAAGGACCUCUACCGCUCCGGUAAGGAGUACGAGGACUACCAGCUCCGGCCCAAUUUCCCCAUCGCCAUGGCUGUGGCGCCGGACCUGUUUGAUCCCGGCCACGCGAUCCACGCUUUGAGCGUCGCCGACAAGGUCCUCCGAGGCCCCACGGGCAUGGCGACACUCGACCCGGCCGACCUGAAUUACCGGCCGUACUACGUGAACAGCGACGACAGCGACGACUUUGCCACCGCGAAGGGGCGCAACUACCACCAAGGUCCCGAAUGGCUGUGGCCGACGGGCUUCUUCCUGCGGGCGCUCCUCAAGUUCGACCUGCAGCGUCGGGACACGGAGGAGGGGCGGACCGAGGCGUUCCAGCAGGUCACCCGGCGGCUCAUGGGAUGCAAGAAGAUGAUCCGCGAGAAUGUCUGGGCCGGUCUUGCGGAGUUGACCCAGAAGAACGGCGAAUUCUGUCCUGAUUCGUGCGGUACGCAAGCCUGGUCUGCGGCCUGUCUCAUCGACUUGUACAUGGACGCAGCGAAGGAACAGGGUGCUAAAGGAAGUUUCUUCCUGCCCACGCGGUCGAAGUGA